UGAGAGAUCUUGUAACCUUUAGCAAAUUAUUUAAUAUUUCUGUGUCUUCAUUUCUUCAUCUGCACAAAGGGGACAAAAAAAGUAUGGAAGGGUCUUAGGACAAUGUCUGGCUCAUAAAGAGUGCUUCUUAUUAUUUGUUUUUCUGCAGAUAUUUAAGCACCAAGAGGGCAUGGACCUUGUCUUGUUCACUAUAUUCAACACCUCCUGUGUGCUAGAUUGUGUAGACACAAUCCCUGCAUUCAUGGAGCUUGAAAUCUAGUCUGUACAUAUCAUUAUAAAUAAUAAAUCAUGUUCGUAAUAAGACUGUCGUGCUUCCAUAAGAAACUCUAGUUAUUUAUAGAACAUUUACUUAACUAAUUUUUUACAGUGACAGUGUUGCUUUAUAUGCUUAAGUUGAAAUCCUAAGGGGAAUGUUAGGUUGUCAUGGUUGUGCAACUUUUUACUCGUACUGCUGGUAAUUGAGUCCUCUCUGAUGCCUGGAUUGUUGGGAUUUGAAAGACUCAGGUUUAAGUUCUAAUUUUGCUGCUGAUUUUGUAUAUGACUCUGAGCAAGUUACUUCUUAAUCUUGUCUGUAAUUGAAUGUACUAAAUGAUAUCUAAGGUUUCUUCUAGCUCUCAUUUUGUUACUAAUCAACUUCACUAAAUUAUGUCAUGUUCUGCGGAUAGAGGAGAGCAAGAAUCCAUGGUCCAUGAUAUUAUUUGCCUUAAAACUAAAUCCUGAAAUCUAAAUGUUGAGCUCAUAUUCCAUAAUUGUAUUUUGGUUUUAUUUAUAGGUGCCAGAAGUGGGUGGAAAAUUGUAGGAGAGCAGAUUUAGAAGAUAAAACACCUGAUCAGCUAAAUAAACAUUAUCGAUUAUGUGCCAAACACUUUGAGACCUCUAUGAUCUGUAGAACUAUACAUUUUGCAGAGGCACCAGAAAACUAAAGAAUGAUUGGGUUAUUUUAUUUCUCAAAAUUAUUUGAAGCAGAUACUUGUGAAGUCAUUGGGAGAGUCCUUAUAGGACAGUUCUUCGAGAUAAUGCAAUACCAACAAUAUUUGAUCUUACCAGUCAUUUGAACAAUCCACAUAGUAGACACAGAAAACGAAUAAAAGAAUUGAGUGAAGAUGAAAUCAGGACACUGAAACAGAAAAAAAUUGAUGAAACUUCUGAACAGGAACAAAAACAUAAAGAAAUCAACAACAGCAAUGCUCAGAACCCCAGUGCAGAAGGGGGUGAGGAACAGGAUGAAGACAUUAUACCUUUAACCCUUGAAGAGAAAGAAAACAAAGAAUACUUAAAAUCUUUAUUUGAAAUUUUGAUUCUUAUGGGAAAACAAAACAUACCUCUGGAUGGACAUGAAGCUGAUGAAAUCCCAGAAGGUCUUUUUACUCCUGAUAACUUUCAAGCACUACUGGAGUGCCGGAUAAAUUCUGGUGAAGAAGUUCUGAGAAAGCGCUUUGAGACAACAGCAGUCAACACACUGUUCUGUUCAAAAACACAGCAGAAACAGAUGCUAGAGAUCUGUGAGAGCUGCAUUCGGGAAGAAACCCUCAGGGAAGUGAGAGACUCUCACUUCUUUUCUAUUAUCACUGAUGAUGUAGUGGACAUAGCAGGGGAAGAGCACCUGCCUGUGUUGGUGAGGUUUGUUGACGAAGCUCAUAACCUGAGAGAGGAAUUUGUGGGCUUCCUGCCUUAUGAAGCUGAUGCUGAAAUUUUGGCUAUGAAAUUUCACACUACAAUAACUGAGAAGUGGGGAUUAAACAUGGAAUAUUGUCGUGGCCAGGCUUACAUUGUGUCCAGUGGAUUUUCUUCCAAAAUGAAAGUUGUUGCUUCUAGACUUUUAGAGAAAUAUCCCCAAGCAGUCUACACACUCUGCUCUUCCUGUGCCUUAAAUAUGUGGUUGGCAAAAUCGGUGCCUGUUAUGGGAGUGUCUGUUGCAUUAGGAACAAUUGAGGAAGUUUGUUCUUUCUUCCAUCGAUCACCACAACUGCUUUUAGAGCUUGACAAUGUAAUUUCUGUCCUCUUUCAGAACAACGAAGAAAGGGGUAAAGAACUGAAGGAAAUUUGCCAUUCUCAGUGGACAGGCAGGCAUGAUGCUUUUGAAAUUUUAGUGGACCUCCUACAAGCACUUGUUUUAUGUUUAGAUGGUAUAAAUAAUGACACAAAUAUUAGAUGGAAUAACUCUAUAGCAGGCAGAGCAUUUGUACUCUGUAGUGCAUUAACAGAUUUUGAUUUCAUUGUUACCAUUGUUGUUCUUAAAAAUGUUCUUUCUUUUACAAGAGCCUUUGGGAAAAAUCUCCAGGGGCAAACUUCUGAUGUCUUCUUUGCAGCCAGUAGCUUGACUGCGGUGCUGCAUUCGCUGAAUGAAGUGAUGGAAAAUAUUGAAGUGUAUCAUGAAUUUUGGUUUGAGGAAGCCACCAGUUUGGCAACCAAACUUGAUAUUCAGAUGAAGCUCCCUGGGAAAUUCCGCAGAGCUCAGCAAGGGAACCUGGAAUCUCAACUGACCUCUGAGAGUUACUAUAAAGAAGCUCUGAGUGUUCCAACGGUGGAACACAUUAUUCAGGAACUGAAAGAUAUAUUCUCAGAACAGCACCUCAAAGCUCUCAAAUGCUUAUCUUUGGUACCCUCUGUCAUGGGACAGCUCAAAUUCAAUACAUCAGAGGAGCACCAUGCUGACAUGUACAGAAGCGACUUACCUAAUCCUGAUACACUCUCAGCUGAGCUGCAUUGUUGGAGAAUCAAGUGGAAACACAGAGGGAAAGAUAUAGAGCUUCCAUCCACCAUUUAUGAAGCCCUCCACCUGCCAGACAUCAAGUUUUUUCCUAAUGUUUAUGCACUGCUGAAGGUCCUAUGUAUUCUUCCUGUGAUGAAGGUUGAGAAUGAACGCUAUGAAAAUGGUCGAAAGCGUCUCAAAGCAUACCUAAGGAAUACUUUGACAGACCAAAGGUCAAGUAACUUAGCUUUGCUUAACAUAAAUUUUGAUAUAAAACAUGAUUUGGAUUUAAUGGUGGACACAUAUAUCAAACUCUGUACAACUAAGUCAGAGCUUCCUACAGAUAAUUCCGAAACCGUUGAAAAUACCUGAGUGACUUUCAAAAUAGGUUUCCUCUUAUAUUUGAUAUUGAAAAAAAUCUUUAAGAAAUUUGGAACCAUAGAAAAGCUAUAAGGUGUAUGUAGACCACUUAAUCACUGAAUAUCCUGAGUACAUUAGCCAUUGAUAAUUUGCCUGUUUAGAUGGCCCCUGUUUGAACUCUCAUGCUUUGGAGAACUAACUUCUUCCAGAAGGUAACAUUGAAAGUGCCAUGUUGCACUUCUGGGUGAUCUCUGCUAAUGGCACUUUGGAAUUGUUUUAGUAAGUCAUUUUAGACAUAACAUUUAUUAUCACUGUGGAUCCAGUUGUCGGGUGUUAUCAGUUCUUUGAAGAAAUAAAUUUUGAGGAGGUGUGGGAGGAAGGAAUACAUUUUAUAAAAUCUUACAACAAAGCUCAUGACUAACCUUUGAAGAGCAGGAGUUUUAAGUAUGCUGUUAAAAAUCUGUAAUGGACAGUUAAGGGAAUUACCAGGCAGUGAAAGAAACGUGAGCUUGCCAAACAAGGAUUCCAGUGUAGAUUCUGUCUUUACUCAGUGCUCUUAAACAGGCAAGUUACAGUUAAAGAUCAAAUAGAAGAACCUGCCAUUGUUGUUCCACAUCUGGAUGUUGCUGUUUACAUUCCUUUGUUGAGCCUAUGUCUUCAUAAGCUUUUUAGCAGGUAUAUGUCGAACACUUUUGUUUCAUGGUCAAGACAGGAUCAGAGGCCAUGGAUACUGACAACUGAUUUGUCUGUUUUAUUCUGUCUUUUUCCAUGACUAUAUCUACUGCCUCGUCUUGAUUUAUAAGCAAAACCUGGAAAACCUACAAAAAUGUGUUUUGUCGUUAUCUAGGAAUAAUACAGAAAAUAAUUGCUGUUAUUUUUGGUGAAGAAAGUCAAUUUUGUAUAGUUUAUUUCAACGUAAAUAAAAUGUGAAUUUUGUUUAAA
Molecule: messenger RNA, 3994 nt
Organism: Miniopterus natalensis
Lineage: Eukaryota; Metazoa; Chordata; Mammalia; Chiroptera; Miniopteridae
Source: RefSeq, a predicted model, not a curated record